Penicillium paradoxum is the source of this 252-nucleotide messenger RNA. RefSeq lists its product as uncharacterized. Bases 1 to 252 code for a protein of 83 amino acids. The transcript has a single exon. NCBI's taxonomy places the organism in Eukaryota, Fungi, Ascomycota, Eurotiomycetes, Eurotiales, Aspergillaceae. The record is from RefSeq and is a predicted model, not a curated record.
AUGGGUCUUCUCAAGCUCUUGCUCAAAGCGAUCCUCAUUCCGAUCGUUAUCCUCAUUGUCAUCAUUGUCGUUACCGUUCUUCUCAUCAAAAUGCGCCGUGACCGCAAAAAGAAAGACAAGGAGUUGGAUAAGCCCUUCCAGCCACCCCCUAUACAGCAAUGGGUGCCGUAUACCCCAGUCCAACAACCAGCCCCCGUUUAUGCUAAGAAUCCUGGGGCGAUGGAGCAAGGACUUGGAAAUGGGCGGCCUUAG